Molecule: messenger RNA, 3147 nt
Organism: Trichoderma harzianum CBS 226.95
Lineage: Eukaryota; Fungi; Ascomycota; Sordariomycetes; Hypocreales; Hypocreaceae
Exons: 3
Coding region: 1-3129 (1042 amino acids)
Cellular component (GO): nucleus; cytosol
Molecular function (GO): protein phosphatase binding; protein phosphatase regulator activity
Source: RefSeq, a predicted model, not a curated record
AUGUUCUGGAGGUUUGGCGGCUACGCCAACAUCUCGACCAUCGACACCAUCCUCGACAAGCCCGACUUCACCCUCGAAGAGCUGCUUGAGGAGGCUGACCUGAUACAAGAGCUGAAGCAGCACAACUCCAAGCUCAUCGAGUUUCUGCGCGAGGACAAGGUGCUGGAGAAGCUCCUCGAGUAUACUGUUGCCCCCAAGCUCGAGGCCGUCGAGAGCGCUGAGGAGCCCGCCGAUGAUGACAUCAAGACAAAGGGCCGCCUGCUGCCCUUCUCCCGCCCUCGCGCAUCCUCGCGCGCCACCGAUCCCGGCGAAAAUGACGACGAGCUGGACAAGAAGCGCAACCGUUAUGCACAUGUCGCUUGCGAGGUCCUGAGCUCCGAUACCUGGUCUAUAUACGAGGCCCUUGUCGAAAACCGACAGCUGAUCCGCGACUUUUGGAACUUCCUCUCUCGGCCCGCGCCGCUAGACCCUCUGCAGGCCAGCUACUUUACCAAGGUCAACGAGUCGCUUUUUGAGAAGAAGACGGAGGAGAUGAUGGAACUGCUUUGGAGCUUGCCCAAUGUCAUUCCCGAUAUGCUGAGGCACGUUGAGUGUCCUAUGGUCAUGGACCUGCUGCUCAAAAUCAUUGCCCUUGAUCGCACAGAAGGUGGUCAAGGCGUUGUUGAGUGGCUGUAUUCCAAGGACAUUAUUCCAACACUCAUUUCUUUCCUCGGUCCUGAGCACAGCUGGGUUGUGCAGACCGCCGCAAGCGACUUUAUCAAGGCCAUCAUCACCAUCUCUGCCAACGCCUCGCAGAACGAGCAGCAGUGCAUCGGCCCCAACGAGCUUACACGUCAGCUCGUUUCAAAGCCCUGUGUCGAGCAACUGGUUGGUUACAUGCUUGGAGGCGGCAACCCUCUGACUGUUGGUGUCGGCAUCAUCAUUGAGGUGAUUCGGAAAAACAACUCCGACUACGAUCCGGAUGUUGGAACAGAGGCCAACACCACGCCUUCCAGUCGCGACCCCAUUUACCUCGGUAAUUUGUUGAGGCUUUUUGCCCAGAAUGUGCCCAAGUUUAUGAACCUCAUCAUGAACGAGCCAUCAAAGAAGCAGGGCGUCGACUCGACUUUCAACGAGAAGCUCGAGCCUCUUGGAUUCGACAGGUUCAAGACUUGUGAGCUCAUGGCAGAGCUCUUGCACUGCAGCAACAUGGGCUUGCUCAACGAGAUUGGCUCGGAACAGUUGAUUGCAACUCGAGACUUUGAGCGACAGCGCCUUCGAGCCGAGGGCAAGCUGACUCCCCGAGACGAUGACGGAUCUGCCGAUGACUUGACGAUGCGCAUCCCUCACCCAUCCCACCAUGAGGAGGUCCGCCGCCUGGAAGUCACCAAUGCCGAUGACGAUGGCUUUGAAGAGGUGGAGCCCACCAAUGAGUUGAACGAAGACACCUCCCACGAGUUUGUCAAGGCCGAGGACGACAUUGCACCCGGCGCGAACGCAUCUUCAUCUUCCUUCCUCGAAAAGGACGAGGAGGAAUUUGUCGACGAGCCUCUCAGCUCUCCUCGGCUAGCAGUGGCCACGGCGGGGAUGAACGAACAGCGCUUUGAAGUACCGGACCUUGUUGUUGCGCCUCUUUCACCCACAAAGGCAAAGUCUCCCGAGCUGGCUAAAUCGGAAGUGGAGAACCCUCCUGCCGUCGAGGAUCAAAGCAAGGUUACUGCAGAGGAACAAAAGCCUGAGACAGUUGCAACUGUUCUCUCUGGGCCCAUUGUAGUAGAGACAGCUGGCACAGGCAGCGCAGCGGCUUCAGAACAAUCUGCGACUGACUCUUCGUCCCAAUCCGAAACCACAAAGCCUGGGUUGCAGCCAUCGCCGCUGCCCAGGGAAGACGAGGUGAAGAAGAGCGAGCCAGUCACCAGCACUCCUCAAGAAGCCCCCGCCUCUGUUGCUGAGUUGGUUCCUGAAGAGAUUGAAAAAUCUCGUGGCCUAUCCCCCCAUCCUGAAGAUACCCCGCCCCCUCUCUUCUCUGUUCCCCUUGCCCCUGAUUCCGGCGUCCAAGAGCCACCACAGUCAUUUACACCACCCCCAGGCUCUGAGCCAGGCCUUGCUGAAGCUGCAGCUGGCGAGAAACCUGCAGAGACAGUAGCAGGCGAUGCUACCGAAGCUGUUGUGGGCGACUUUCUCAAAAUGCAGUUUGUUGAGUAUCGUGUUGUUCCGGCGAUAUUGAUCCCAGCUAACAUCAAGCAGUCAUUCUUCUUUGCAUACCCUUGGAACAACUUCCUCCACAACGUCGUGUAUGAUAUUGUACAGCAAGUGUUCAACGGUCCGAUGGACCGUGGUUUCAACCCGACAUUGGCUGUGUCUCUCUUCGAGGCUGCAGACAUCACCAGCGCCAUCAUUAAGGGCCAGCAAGCCAGCGACGAAUCUCAGGCCAGGACCAAGACCCGCAUGGGAUACAUGGGACACCUCACGCUGAUUGCUGAGGAGGUUGUCAAGUUCACCGAACGCCACCCCCCGGAGCUUCUGUCAGAAAUGGUCCUCGACAAGGUUAUGAGCCAAGAUUGGAUCAAUUAUGUGGAAGGUGCUCUCGCGGAAACACGAGAGCGAGACAAUGCAAUUCUGGGUGGCGUUCGACCCGAGGUGGCCUUGGGACACCGAGCCAGCCUCGGAGCUAGUGGCUUGGGCGGCAUCGGCUUGUCAGGCCUUGCAAACACGGCCAGCGGAUCGAAUGCCUUGGCAGAGGCUGGCCUCAACGGCGGUAUGGAGAUGAAUGAGGGAGAUGGUAACGGAAUUGGUCCCUUUGCGAUCAGCGCGGGCACUCUGAUGUCUGGAUUUGGAAGUAGUAGCGACGAAGACGACGAUGAGGGCGAUGGGGAUGAAGAGGAUGUGAAUUCCGAGGUGAGUAAUGAUUCUUCCGAUGAGCACGGCAACGAGUCUCCUGAGGCGACAAUGGGCAUGCCAUAUACACCCGAAGAUGUCAUCAUGAUGUCUCCCGAACCGAUCAGAGCGGUAUCUCCAGACGCAAUGGCCUUGGAAGCCGAUGCUGACCUGGAUCCAUCGGACCAGGACAUCAUGGUGAUUGAGGAAGGAGGAUGGAUACAGAGGCGAGAUCCAAGCCAAGGCCCCAAUAGAAGGAUAGAUUUCUCUUAGGACGAGGAACAAGUUUCA